Messenger RNA from Musa acuminata AAA Group (dessert banana), 741 nucleotides. RefSeq names its product agamous-like MADS-box protein AGL29. The coding region runs from base 1 to 741 and encodes 246 amino acids. The record is from RefSeq and is a predicted model, not a curated record. The transcript has a single exon. Gene Ontology annotation, molecular function: RNA polymerase II cis-regulatory region sequence-specific DNA binding; DNA-binding transcription factor activity, RNA polymerase II-specific; protein dimerization activity. Gene Ontology annotation, biological process: regulation of transcription by RNA polymerase II. NCBI's taxonomy places the organism in Eukaryota, Viridiplantae, Streptophyta, Magnoliopsida, Zingiberales, Musaceae.
AUGUUGAGGGAGAAGAAGAAGACCAGCAAGGGCAAGCAGAGGAUAGAGAUGAAGAAGAUAGAGAACGAGGAAGCCCGCUACAUUAGCUUCUCCAAGAGAAGGAAUGGGAUCUUUGGCAAGGCCAGUGAGCUCUCCACCCUGUGUGGCACAGACUUGGCCGUGCUCAUCUCGUCCCCCACGGGGAAGCUCCAUUCCUUCGGCAGCCCAAGCGUGGCCCUGGUCGUGGACCGGUUUCUUUCGACCGGGGUGGAUCACUCCUCCGGUUCGGUUCACGAACAAUCGCGGCGGGGGCAAACGAUCCAGGACCUGAAUCAUCGGCUCAUGGAGCUGGCGCGCCGGCUCGAGGACGCAAAAGCCAAGAAGGCGGCGCUCCAGGAGCGGCUCGAGGCGGCGGCUCGGGGUCUGGAUUGCGAGCGGAUCGAUGAUUUGGAGGGGUUGGGUUUGGACGAGCUCGAUCGGCUUAUGGAGUCACUGGGCCGGCUCAAGGCCCGGGCCAAUGCCCGGACCGAGGAGAUCUUGACGGGCAGCUCUCCCGAGCCGACAACCGUCGAUCAUGUCGGUCCCUGGCGGCAUGGUGGAAUCUCCACCGUCCACUCCGAUUCGGACGGGUUGGGAGCUCAAUGCCCGUCGAUCCCGGUUCUUGCCAUGACGAACCAAUUUGACUCGGCAGCACCGCGAUCGAACCCAUUGAUGGAGACUAUCGAUUUUUUAGAUAUUAAUGGCUUGUUUGAAGAAUUUUAA